This is a messenger RNA of Raphanus sativus (radish), 803 nucleotides long. RefSeq names its product basic leucine zipper 9-like. Gene Ontology annotation, molecular function: transcription cis-regulatory region binding; DNA-binding transcription factor activity. Bases 102 to 719 code for a protein of 205 amino acids. The transcript has a single exon. Gene Ontology annotation, cellular component: nucleus. Gene Ontology annotation, biological process: positive regulation of DNA-templated transcription. Lineage: Eukaryota; Viridiplantae; Streptophyta; Magnoliopsida; Brassicales; Brassicaceae. The record is from RefSeq and is a predicted model, not a curated record.
GUAAUUCUUCCCUUUUCCCCUUCUACUCUUCCUUUCGUAUAGCAUUUUGAUAUUAAUAUUUUGUUUUGUUUUAAAUUUGAUUUUAGGGUUUGAGAACCAUUAUGUCUUCGAUUUUACCAGGUUUCUUAUCUCAACCGGAAGUUGCCAAUCAUGUACUUACAUUGGAAACAAGAUUCAUUCCCUGGGACGACGGAGCAUCAGAUCUAUUGUCCAUCUUUGAUUCACCGGUCUGUCCCGUAGAAGUGAAUCCCGCUGUUGAGAAAAAAAACUCAUGUCAAAUUCUAAACAAAAGCCAUUCUUGUCCUGAUAUGGAAGAUAAACCUUCUAACCUGACCGGUUUGAACGUUUGCUUCCCUAAAAGAGACGAGUGGCAAAAGAAACGAAAAAAAUCAAACCGGGAAUCUGCUAGGCGGUCGAGGAUGAAGAAACAAAGAUACCUAGACGACUUGAGAAGCCAGCUUAAUCAGCUCAAUACCGAGAACCGCGAAAUAGGCAACCAGCUCCGGUACGUUAUGCACUAUUGUCAACACGCGAAUAUGGAAAAUGAUCGUCUACGACUGGAACACAAAAUUCUACAUGAGAAGCUGUUAAACUUACGACAAGCUUUGGUGCUGAGGCAAAUCCAGCAGAGCUCUACGUGUGCUACUUGGUCGUGCGUUAACAGUACCGUUGUAACGGUCCAUCAAAAUACUUCAAUGCUAAGAGAUCACGUAAUUUGAGAUUUACGAAAAAGACAAUAUAUAUAUACUAUGUUGUUGUCGAUAAGGAAAUAUAUAUGAAAUACUAUUAGUCUUUUAUGUUCA